Messenger RNA from Poeciliopsis prolifica (blackstripe livebearer), 3261 nucleotides. RefSeq names its product methylenetetrahydrofolate reductase (NAD(P)H) (gene mthfr). Gene Ontology annotation, molecular function: methylenetetrahydrofolate reductase [NAD(P)H] activity; FAD binding. The record is from RefSeq and is a predicted model, not a curated record. Gene Ontology annotation, biological process: tetrahydrofolate interconversion. Lineage: Eukaryota; Metazoa; Chordata; Actinopteri; Cyprinodontiformes; Poeciliidae. Bases 173 to 2152 code for a protein of 659 amino acids. Gene Ontology annotation, cellular component: cytosol. The transcript has 12 exons.
GGCGUGCUACACUAAAUUUAUCCGGCUACAAACAGUUCCUGCAGCUGCUUCAGCUGCCCAUACAUGCGCUCCUAGCGGAGAGGCGUCUGCCUGAGUCUGUGCCCGCCUGGAUCCAUCUAUUUUGGAGACGUUCCUUGAAUCGUGAAGUGUCGGAGUAGCCUCGUUUCUCACUAUGGUGAACCAGGUGCAGCAAGUGGACGGCAGCUGGCAGUCAUGUCGAGGCGACUCCAGCGGCAACAGCAGCGGCGAGAGCUCCAAGGAGAGCUCCCGCUGCUCCACCCCGCUGCUGGACGCAGACCGCUCUGAUCGGCUGCGGGAAAAGAUGAGGAAGAGGAUGGACUCCGGAGAUCAGUGGUUCUCCCUGGAGUUCUUCCCUCCACGCACGGCCAGCGGUGCUGUCAACUUGAUCUCCAGGUUUGACCGUAUGGGCUCUGGAGGACCGCUCUUCAUUGACAUCACCUGGCACCCAGCAGGAGACCCCGGCUCAGACAAGGAGACCUCCUCCAUGAUGAUUGCCAGCACAGCGGUGAACUACUGUGGCCUGGAGAGCGUCCUUCACCUGACCUGCUGCAACCAAACCAAGGAGAAGAUCACCGGCUACCUGGCAAAGGCAAAGCACCUGGGCCUGAAGAACAUCAUGGCGCUGAGGGGAGAUCCAGUGGGAGAUGACUGGGAGGACGAGGAAGGAGGCUUCAACUUUGCCGUCGACCUCGUCAAACACAUUCGAUCAGAGUUUGACGAAUACUUUGACAUUUGUGUUGCUGGCUACCCAACAGGCCACCCGGAGGCAGAAAGCUACGAGCAGGAUCUGCAGCACCUGAAGGAGAAAGUGGAUGCUGGUGCAGACUUUGUCAUCACGCAGCUGUUCUUCCGGGCUGACACCUUCCUGAAGUUCCUGGACGACUGCAGGGCGGUCGGGAUCACAUGUCCCAUCCUUCCUGGAAUCUUUCCCAUCCAGGGAUACCAGUCGUUACGUCAGCUCGUCAAACUGUCCAAGCUUAAAGUACCAGAGGAGAUUACUAAAAUCAUAGAACCCAUCAAAGACAAUGAUGCUGCUAUCCGGAACUAUGGGAUCCAUCAGGCGGUGGACAUGUGUCGUGUCCUGCUGGACAGCGGAAAGGUACCAGGCCUCCACUUCUACACUCUGAACCGAGAAGUUGCCACCCUGGAGGUCCUCCGGCAGCUGGGCCUGUGGGUAGAAGACCCCAGACGCCCUCUUCCCUGGGCUGUUAGUGCAAAUCCCAAACGGAAGGUGGAGGAUGUCCGACCAAUUUUCUGGGCCUCCAGACCAAAGAGCUACAUCUACAGGACUCAGGACUGGGAUGAGUUCCCCAACGGCAGAUGGGGAAACUCUUCGUCUCCUGCUUUUGGGGAAUUAAAUGACUACUACCUGUUCUACUUAAAAAGUAAAUCCUCUAAGGAAGCACUUCUACAGAUGUGGGGGGAGGAACUGAAGAACGAACAAAGCGUCUUCGAAGUCUUCACAUGCUACAUCACAGCACAACCAAACAAAAACGGACAGAAGGUGUUGUGCUUACCCUGGAACGACGAGCCUUUGGCUCCAGAGACCAACUUUUUGAAAGACGAGCUUGAGAAGGUUAACGGACGUGGCGUCCUCACCAUCAACUCCCAGCCCAACAUCAAUGGCAAACCGUCUGCAGACCCUGUGGUAGGCUGGGGACCUCCAGGAGGAUAUGUCUUCCAGAAGGCCUACCUGGAGUUUUUCACCUCCAGCGAAAAUGUCACAGCCCUCCUGAAGGUCCUGAAGAAGUAUGAGCCUCGUGUCAACUAUCACAUUGUUAACGUGCACGGACAUAACAUGACCAACGCACACGAAAUGCAGCCUAAUGCAGUGACGUGGGGCAUCUUCCCAGGCAGAGAGAUUGUCCAGCCCACUGUAGUGGACCCAGUCAGCUUCAUGUACUGGAAGGACGAGGCGUUUGCUUUGUGGAUCGAACAGUGGGCCAAACUCUACGAAGACGAGUCGCCGUCACGAAUGAUCAUCAAGUACAUCCACGAUAACUACUUCCUGGUCAAUCUGGUGGACAACGACUUCCCUCUGGACAGCUGUCUGUGGCAGGUCAUCGAUGACAUGUUCGAGUUGCUGGAUGCAACGCCGGAGCCACUCAGUGAUGAGGCGGGCUCACAGUAAAUGACUUGUUGAGGAAAGAGACAAUUCAGUGAAUUAUUUCAUGUUCUACUUUUAUGUUUACCAAUAAGAGUGCCUUGGUAAAAUACUGAUAUAAACAACAAAGCUUUUGUAGCUGGUGGUUAGUGGAAGGGAAAACGGUGCUAACAAAGAAACUGAACUGUUUCAACUUCAUAAAAAAAUGUAGCACAGUUUAUAUUUCACCACAGAUGUGAAAUAGAAAGUUCAUAAAAUUAAUAAGAAACAAAUGCAACUUAGUGGCCCCCUCCUGGAGGGCAUCGCUGUUGAGGAGAAGCAAAUGACGAAGUAAAUAAAAAAAUUUAUAACGUAAAAAUAAGUGUCGGAAUAAAAACAAGACUGAAGAAUAUGGAAGCCCGUUUCCAUUGAAGCUCGUUAUUUUUAUUUUUUUUUACGGAAACGGGCUUCCAUAGAAGAACACACACUGAAGUCUUGUUAAAUGAAUUUUCAUUUGUAGAUACAUUUUAACAGCUUGUAUUUUCUUUAUAUUUUUCUGAAACAUUUGUAUUUUUUGUCAUUUCACUUACAAUCCAUUUAAAUAGGAUCAUCUCGAGGUUCAAUCUGUAUCCGGUUUCUACAUGAUAAAUGUAACAUAUUCAAAUGAAUCCAACUCAAAGAGGAGGUACAGUCAGUCCUGCAGAUUGGAUUGAGCUUUGAACAACCUUUAUUUUUCUUAUAUAACCAUUUUGUUGGUGGUUACUGAUGGUUAGCUGUCUGCCACUAGUGGAUACUUUAAGUAGGACAGAAUCAUUGUAGUUUGCUUGAACUUACCGCUUCUUUAGCCAGCUGUUAUACCAUAAUCGGCUGAGGUUCCUCCUGUAUUGAGCAGUUUCCCUGAGAGAUCAGAGGUCAUAUUUCUCUGUACACAAGCUGACAACAGUGUCAUAAAUAUUACUAAUUACUCAUUUGUUCCAAUUAGCAAUAUCGCUUUUCAAGAAAAUUAAUCAUUGGUUAUCAUGUUACUUGAGACUUUACACAUUUCAUUUUCUAACCACAGGUAGCAAUAGAUAGUCUGGGAAAAGCUGUUCAGUUUGUGAAAGUCACGUUUUUUUUUUUUUUGAAACAUUGAACUGAAUAAAGAUCUUUUUAACUUA